This is a messenger RNA of Marchantia polymorpha subsp. ruderalis, 1235 nucleotides long. NCBI's taxonomy places the organism in Eukaryota, Viridiplantae, Streptophyta, Marchantiopsida, Marchantiales, Marchantiaceae. The record is from the annotation of a GenBank genome assembly.
GCGUCUGCAUCGUUGGGUUAGGUUGUUGAAAAUGGAUUCACAAGAGCAGGACAUCAGAGUGAGGAUGGAGAGGGAGUUCAAGAACACAGACGAGCCGAUGUUCUAUCUCGCAGGUCUAAAACCCGCAGAAAAAGAGAGAAUCCCAAGAUUUCACACCUCGGAAAAUGGUUUCCAUCAAGCAUGAGGUCACCUCUACAAGGAAAUCGAAGCAAAUUCUAAUUACGUGUGCAAGGUACUUCGACAAUUCGACAAACCUCAGGCCUACCAGGAGUUUCUGGUGGGUUGCAACAUGGUCGAGGGCGACUGCACAGCCGGAAGUGUCAGACAAAUCUCCAACCUCAACAUCGACCUUUUAGCAAAACAACAUAUGUCUGCGGGUGCAGGACAUUGGACCUCCUCUCCUUGAGAAUCCUGAGUAUAGAUCCCCAUAAUGGAUUCAGGAUGCUCAGAGGAAAACAGAUUGAGAAUGGAGAAAGGUUUUAAAAGCUAACACGUUCCAAUCUUUUACCUCGCAAUCCUGACGAGCGAAGAAGAAAGCUAGAAUCAAGAGAUUUCACGUUCAGGAUAAAGGCUCUCACCAAGCACGAGGCUUCAUGUAGAAGGAAAUGGGAGCACCCUCGGAUCACGUAAGGAAGGUCAUCCGACGAUUCGACAGAUCCGAGGUUAACAAAAGGUUCCUCGUUGGAUGCUGCCUUCUUCAUGGUGCUGGAGGGCUCGGAAGGGUACGACGUGUGUGGUUGCAGCCAGAGUUCCCUUCAAAAUGCAGUAUAGAAAAAUUAGAGCGGCUUGAUGCUGAAAAUAAGGUUCUCAGCUCUCUGAAUUCUUGGGGGUGAACACCGACUCAGAAAGUAUACGUCAAUGACCUCCGUUUCGGAGAGUGACUAGCGAUUGGAUCGAUCGGCUCGCUGGUAAUUAAUUCAUAUACUGUAGAUGUGCCUGAAGGAUGUACGGAACAUCAGACCAACGAUAUCGUGCAAACUUUAAUUCGAACCCAUUUGAUUUCUAUGGAAAGGAUCAGUAAGUUCCAACAGAUAUCACCAUCUCAAAUUGCAGCCUUUACAUCCGAUUCCAUGAACUGAGCAAUCUUUUCAAGGGGUCUGCCGUAAGAGCUCCUCUUCCAUUCUCCCUGGAACUAUUUGUACUCGCAGCUAUGUGUGUAUACAUCCGCUGUCAGAUCCUCCAGCAGUAACAUCCAUGUACUGAUCCAUACUUUUUAACAUGUAUUCUUCUACGCU